Daktulosphaira vitifoliae (grape phylloxera) is the source of this 2770-nucleotide messenger RNA. RefSeq lists its product as uncharacterized. The record is from RefSeq and is a predicted model, not a curated record. NCBI's taxonomy places the organism in Eukaryota, Metazoa, Arthropoda, Insecta, Hemiptera, Phylloxeridae. The transcript is spliced from 2 exons. The coding region runs from base 295 to 2049 and encodes 584 amino acids.
UGAAACGUCAACUUGCCCCGCAUUUCGGUAUUCAUUUUUAUCGUAGUUAAGAUUUUAAUAUGUAAAUUUCAUAAUCCUUAAGAACAUUACAUCAAAUUCAAUUUAUACAAUUGUCUAAUUUUUUUUUUUUAUAUCAAACAAGUGUUCGUGAUUUGUUGACCAAUAAUAAAUAAAACAAAUUUUUUAGAAUAUACAGUGUAAUAAAAUAGACAAAAGCUUUAGUGAUUUUAAAAAUUUUAUUUCGUGAAUAGCUCGUUAUUAUAUAUAACAAAUUAAUAGAUUCGACCUAAAAAUAUGCGUUUUAAAUUAAUAACUAUAAUAAUAUUUACUAUAUUUCUUGUUUGUAACUCUAAAGUUUGCUGUACACUGAUCAAUGAUUCAUAUGAAUUUUACUUAAUGGAAGUUAUAAAACAUCUUUUAUCACAACCGGGGUGGAAUUCAAUUCAACAUUUGAGCUUAAUAAUUGAAGAUGACGAGAGAAUUGACGUUAACAAACUUUUAAACGAAAUGCAGAAUUAUGAGGUAGAAAAAAUGGGUAGAUACUCAGUUAUACUCAAUACUAUGUUUAAUUUCAUAUACUGCAGACAUACGGAGAUAAUGCUAACGUUUGAUCAUUUGCUUAAAAUUAUCAUAGCCAAGUGCAGUUCUGAUGUUCAGGAACACAAAACUGAGGAGUUCAUUUUUUGUGCAAAACAACUCCACCAAACGGUUAUAGAAUCAUUGGAAAUGUUCACAAAAUUAUGGGAAGUUACUUCAUUUUUAGAUUCCAUAGCUUUAAAUUCUCUAGAACCUAGUCUAAUAAAAAUGGUAGCAAAUGAAGGCGAAAUCGCCACAAUAAUAAAAUACGUACAAUUCAAAAAUGAACAGCCGCGUCCGGUAUUUAUUGAUCUCAACAAUAAGAUUAGUACCGAUGUCGCUCUUGAUGAGUAUAAAGAUAUAAAACGGUUUCAUGAUAAUACUCUUACACUAAAACUAAAAGAUUUAAUGACGAGAAAUUCUUCAUUAUGUUUUAGUAAUAAUGACUUUGUGAGCAGUAUUUUAGAAUCUUUGUUCAAAAUAAAUAUGACUAAGAGUCCUACGACUAAUAUAAAUGGCGAUAUCCAAAAUAUCCAAGAAUAUCGAUCUGUAUUUUACCAACAAAUUAUAAAAAAUGAUUAUUAUAAUUUUGGUUUUGAAAAAUUGAUUAACCCACAGCAUAAUAAAGAACAAAUUAUCCCUUCUCCGGAAUCUAGUUAUAUGUUCGGUGGAGUUGUUUUAUUAUUGACAAAACUUCUUAGUCAUGCCGGUUGGAGAGAAUGGAAUCAUAUUCAAAUAAAAAACUUAGAUGUUUCAAAUAUUAACACCAGAAGACCUUUUUUAAUUGGCUACGAUAAUGGCGUAAAAACACAGUCAUUUGUAUAUUUACUAAUUAAAUGUAGAUAUGGAGAAAUUCUCAAAAACUUUAAAGUGAUUGUGACUACCAUUAUUAAUGUAACAAAAAAUAAAAUUAUUAAAAAUAAUUAUUCUUUUAUCGACGAUGUGAUCUCUAUUCGUGAUGCAGUAAAAAAUUCUGGACAAAUGUUAAGUCUUAUGCUAUUUGCUUUGAAUAUUAUAAGAAAUACAUUACCACAUCAAUAUAAACGCGAAAAAAAAUUACAAUUAGAAAUACUUAUAGAGAAAAUAAAAAUAUUCAUCAAUGCGUUUGAAAUGUACAAUUAUUCGGCAAGUGAUUUCAAUAUGGAAGUAGCUCACCAAUAUUUAGAAAAAUUAUUUAUAUUUUUUAGAGCCGAUGUUGAUAAAUUAAUUUAUGAUAUAUUGAAUAAAAAUUACAGAUUUGGCUGUGUUAUAAACAAAAAAUAUCUAACAACUUACAAUUUAUUAGAAAAUUUCAAUUAUUCUUUGGAUUUAAAUUCUAGUAAUUAUAAUUCAGCGGAAAACAUUGUUCUUCAGUUGUGCCAAUAUUUAAACACAUUUUGUAAUAACGUAAUACAAAAAGAUUUUAUAGAUCUAGGUUUUAAUAAAUUUUUAUUGCAUCCACAACAAUAUCUAAUUGUUAACACAAUAUUUUAACUUUGUUGUUUUGUAUAGCUAUAAUAAAAUAAUAUUAUUUCUUUGAAUAAGUAUAGUGAGUACUAAAAUUUGAUAAUUUAAUAUGCUAAUAGAAUUUUAGCAUUACUGCCAUAUUAUGAAUAUUACAUUGAAAUAAAUUUUUCAUUAGAUUAAAAAAAAUUUACUGUGUAACUUUGUAAUUAAAGCAAAAUAUUUUUCGAUAGUACAGUUUCGUUUGUUAAUUUAAAGACAAACAUAAUAAUAAUAAAAUCCAAACCAGCUCAGUGGGAUCGCGGCACAAACGGGAAGCAGCAAAGUCGGGACAAGUAUUGAUGAUAUCUGACAGUGACUCUCAUCACUGUCAUAAAAAACGUUUCGACGGGAAUCUGUUAAAUUUCAUAAUUUCAUAGUUUAUAUAUUUUUAAUUUUAUUAUUUCUACAAUUUUAAAUUUCAUUCGAAUAUUAGAUGCAUUGUUGAAAAAAUGUUAUGUUUCUGAUUUGAUGGAUGAUUUCAUAUAGUAAAUCAAUUUUCGGGACAAAAUUUGUUUUUUAAUAUUGUAGUUCACUUUAAAAUCUUUAAUUUGACGUAAGUUAGAUGUUUUCAGACUUGCUGUAACAUUUUCAAAAAUCAUAUCAAAUGAAAUCUGAAUGUCGCUAUUGUACUUUAUUAAAUAUCAUUUGAAUCGGUGUUUUAAAAAAAAAGUUAUACCAAAUUUAAAAUUAAAAAAAAUACUAAAUUCAA